GUAGUAGCAGCAGUAGUGGGGAAUAAGGAGGACGAGCCAGUCAAAUCCUCUCUUCUAUGUGCGGGUUAUUUGUGUAUCGUUCCAGUCACGGUAUUGUGCCUUUUUUUUGUUAUUUACUGACUGACUGACUAAUGUUCUCAGAGCGGUUACAGAGUAUGUGGUCAGUUGGGGUGGCUGAGAACUGGUGAUUCGGGUUCGUGUAUUAAUUAGUUGAGUGUAACUAUUUAAACCUAGAAUUUGCUUAUACGUUUUGCAUAGCCUGUUAUUUUGCUGCUAAAAAUAGAUAUUGAAGUCGCCCAGUAUAAUUGUCUCGUUAUUGUUUUCAAGUCCCGACAAGACUCUGGAAAAGUCUUUUAAGAACUAGUCCUGGGUGGGAGGGCGGUAACUAGUUCCUACUAAGAUGGGUUUAGUCUUGGGAAGCAGCACUUCAAACCAUAGAAUCUCCAGUUUAUUGUUAUUUAAAUCAGGUCUUGGGGUAGUAAGCCAAGUUAUUUCUAAUGUAGGCACAUACCCCACCUCCCUUUCUGUUCCUAAGUGUUUUAUAUUGUACCCUUCUAUUUUGACCUCGUCGUCAGUCACCGUAUCAUCCUACCAGGAUUCAGAGAUGGAUAUAACUGCCGCCCUAGUUUGGUUAGCUAGAAUCCUAAUCUCUGCCAAUUUUGGAAAAAGUGAUCUUGCGUUGACACUAAUAAAGUGAAGGCCUGUUUUCAUAAAACAAUUAUAAUCAUCAAUAUAUGGCAAUGGGUCAUUUGUAUUAAAAUUAGGUAAAUCAAGUCAUCAUUGCUAAAGGCUAAUUGUGCCAAAGUGCAUUUGUUACACACAAAAUGAAUUCUGGCACCGUUACUAUAAUUGUACAUAAAUCCAUCAUGCACCCACCCCUUACACAUUUUACAUAACGUGCCUUUUCUGUUUUUCUUGCAUACUUUAGUACAGUGUAUGCAUCUGUUUGGUAGUGUUUGAGAUAAUAAUGGCUAUAUUGUCUCACAUUGACUUAGUAUGUGUGCAUUACAUAUGGAGUUAAGGUUAUUUCUAGCUACUAGACCGUCAUUAGCACCGUCAUUUAUCUGUCUGUUUUGCCUCUGCACAAUAGUUUGAGGUCCUGGAUUAAUUUGGAUAUCACCACUUAAGAGCGCUACAAUAAGAGCUGUGUGCCACUGUUUUUGUUUGGGUAUGCGGUGUUGCCAUACCUUGCGGCGAUAGUGACAUUUACUUUUCUGGUAGGAUGGCAACUGUUGGGCUUUUACUGUCCAGGUGCUAUUACUCCAUUCACCUUUUCCAACCCCCAUGACUGAUUUCUUUCUUCAUAGAAUUGCAGGAGAAAGAUAAAUAUAAUUAUGGCAGCCUGUACCCCCCUAAUGCCUGCCAUUUUCACUCUUCGCUCUUUUACUCAUAUACAACAAUAUUUAUUUCUCUUUUUCCCCUCACCUAGCAAACCCUAGUAUCUGCUUUAGCAAUCACCACUUAAUCACUAGUAAAUUUUCUACUUCAAAACCCUCUUCACUGCUCACUUUUCCCUUAACUUCACAAACCCCUUUCAGUUAACCCCUUAUUUCACACUCCCCUUCCCGCCUCGCUUCACAGUCCGGGUUCACCUAUUACACUUCUAACUCCUUUCCAUUCUGGCAGGACCAGAAAGUUUUAAUCAAUGUUUUUUUUUUUAUCCGUCCAAAUCCCCCUCAAUUCCAUUUAUCGGGGGUUGUCGUGUUGUUGACUCCUGACCUGGUCUUCUGUCUCAGCCAUUUUUAAAAGCAUUGAGGGAAAUAAAUGCCACUUACUGUCUGGCUUUCCUUGAGUUUUAUAGAUAGAUUUGUAGUUUUCUGCUAUGAUUCUCACUGUACACUGGUCAGCUGAAUAUAGGUCAGCUACUAAAACAUUGGUUGGUAUGGGUUUCACUGUGGUUGGUAUGGGUUUCACUGUGGUUGCUACAGUUGAAAGAACAUGUAAAGAACUGCAACAACCUCAGUGUAUACACACAGCUCGCGAUGCAGAACAGUUCCACAUUCUUAGGGUCUUUUUCACUAGGGAAGGAGGAAGGGCAGGUUAAAAAAUGAAGGAUCUUUUAAGGAAAAUCUUCAAGCAUUUGUAUUAGGAAAAAUAGCCGUAAUAAUAACAAUGAUGUUUACAUAAUUUAAUGGUCAUUUCGUUAUAUUUAUUGUCUGUUGUUUAAUAUCUUUUCUAUGCACCCUGUAUUAUUUCUGAAUAUGGUAUAAUAUAUUGUGAUGAAAUAUAAGCGUCUUAUUAACAUAAUUUAGUCCAGGGAUCUAGUACAAAUAUUAAAAUGUUGAGUGACGUGGCAUCUUGAUUGUGAAAGUCAUUGUGGUUAGACAAGGUAUCACCCGCUACAUCAGUUACACAAGAUAUUACCUGUAACAUCACAAGACAGCCACCAUAAAGACUUCCAAAUUUAACAAGUUUACCUACAGUGAUCUUGUCACAAUAAAAUCUUUACAGAACUCUUCGUAUGUCAUUUGAGCAAACCAUCAUAUGAUCAGUACCCGUGUCAGGGGAUAAUCCUGACGAAUAUACUACAAACAUCAGAUAGGCAAGAAGGGAUGCCAUACAACAUCAGCAGGAGUGGAUCACUUAAACGCUGUCAUGACAGCAGUCAGGAUGCCCGUGGCACCUAUGCCUGGCCCCAGGUGUCCCCUCGUACAGCCGAGCUUGCCAGGCAGUGGAAGGAUGCCCGUGGCACCUAUGCCUGGCCCCAGGUGUCCCCUCGUACAGCCGAGCUUGCCAGGCAGUGGAACGACUCCAUAGUUAAGAACUGUGCUGUAGGCGACGAAGAUGCCAACCAACCGCUUGAGAAGGAUUCUUCGCCUCCUGUUGUGGGUUAUCCUAUACAAAUUAACUUUCAGGAUGUUCAUAACAGAGGUGGUGACGCUGGAGACGGCGGCUGUAGGGAUGCAAGAAAUAGUGUCAACCCAGAAUUGUUAACCUUCCACCGCCAUACACCUGAAAUGGUAGAUAUUUUCAAGUCGUGCCAUCUGCAGCACGGAGCAAGACCAGUGAAGAUAGUACGAGCCAGCUACCAGUAUGCGUAUGAUGAGACUAACACAGAGUACCUCGACUGUGUCAACUCCAUGUCACAUGUUGGACACUGUCAUCCGGCUGUGGUUGAGGCAACGUCACUCGCGAUGGUCACAGAAGUCGCUAGCAGCGGAUGGGAGAUUGAUUUAGGUGAACCCAAGUACCCAAAAGAUCUUCGUCAAAUUCUGCCAGACCACUUAGAUACAUUCCUUUUCUGUAAUUCAGGGUCCGAGGCAGUUGAUCUUGCUUUACAACUAUCACGACUGUACACGUGUGGGACAGCUGUUAUAGUAGUGGACAACGCUUUCCAUGGGGCGCUUGAUUCUGUCCACCAACUGUCUCCUAAAAUCUACAAAUCUAAUAAUAUAUCAAAAGAAGAUUGGGUUCAUAGUGUGACUAUGCCUGAUCUUUACCGAGGACCAUACCAGAGUGACGAUCCCUUAGCUGUUGAAAAAUACGUUGCUGAUGCCAAAGAUGUAAUUAACAAAGCCCGAGACGGUGGAAGAAAGCUUGCAUGCUUCAUUGCGGAGCCCAUGUUAACAGUACCUGGUUGCAUUGACCCUCCCAGCACCUGGCUUCAAGAGCUCUACAAGAUGGUGCGAGCGUUUGGUGGACUUUGCAUAGCUGAUGAAGUACAGACAAGCCUUGGGCGUAUUGGUUCACAUUACUGGUCAUUCCAAGCCCAAGAUGUCAAACCGGAUAUAGUCAUCAUUGGAAAGUCACUCGGUAAAUGUUAAA
Molecule: messenger RNA, 3765 nt
Organism: Cherax quadricarinatus
Lineage: Eukaryota; Metazoa; Arthropoda; Malacostraca; Decapoda; Parastacidae
Source: RefSeq, a predicted model, not a curated record